Epithele typhae is the source of this 156-nucleotide messenger RNA. RefSeq lists its product as uncharacterized. The coding region runs from base 1 to 156 and encodes 51 amino acids. Lineage: Eukaryota; Fungi; Basidiomycota; Agaricomycetes; Polyporales; Epitheliaceae. The transcript has 2 exons. The record is from RefSeq and is a predicted model, not a curated record.
AUGGGUCUCGUCACGCGCCAGCUUCAGAAGGCCAUCGCAGACGCCAUCGUGGCGUACGAGGGCUCGAGCACUCAGACGCUUCGGGAGAUGUUCCAGCGCAACAAGACGGAGGCGCAGUCCACUAAGUCGAAGGCAGAUGAGAAGGGCUCACACUAG